Messenger RNA from Trichoderma virens Gv29-8, 3015 nucleotides. RefSeq lists its product as uncharacterized. The record is from RefSeq and is a predicted model, not a curated record. Gene Ontology annotation, biological process: Golgi to vacuole transport; retrograde transport, endosome to Golgi. The transcript is spliced from 3 exons. Gene Ontology annotation, cellular component: GARP complex. Bases 1 to 3015 code for a protein of 1004 amino acids. NCBI's taxonomy places the organism in Eukaryota, Fungi, Ascomycota, Sordariomycetes, Hypocreales, Hypocreaceae. Gene Ontology annotation, molecular function: syntaxin binding.
AUGCCUCACACAUCAGCGCCAGCCUCGAGUUCUCACAAGCCUCCCACCGCAAGGGAUAUCCCGCCCGUUACAUUGACCAACAUACCUCAGAUUGACCCCGAGGAAUUUGCGCCCUACCUCUCUCAGAUUGGCGCUCUAUACGAGCAGCUUCGCCGCGUCAAGGAAAACGAGGAGGAAGAAAAUGCCAAUCGACGAGGCAGCAGACAAGACGAACAGGCCGAAAAUACCGGCGAUGGACUCUUGCGACCGGGAACGAAAGGCCGUCUCCCUCGGAAAGGCUCUACGGCUUCCCUGUCUUCUGUGAAUUCGGUAGACACUGUCAGCUCCCUGCGGAGGCCAUCGGCGCUCAGUCGCAAGGCUGCACAAGGGCCCCCUCCACUUUCGACUAUCCCCACUGUGUAUUUCGACGAUGAUUUUCAUCUUGAGAACCCCCGAACCUUUGAUGUUGUAAGCGAACGAUCCGAGGUCAUACAAAAGCAUAAAGAUGAGGGAAAUGGGAGUGCCGUUGUGCCAAGAAAGACGCUGGCAACGAAUGCCAUUCUACAAGAGAAACUUUCCUGGUACAUGGAUACCAUUGAAAUCCACCUUAUCAAUUCCAUUUCAACCGCAUCGACGACAUUCUUCACUGCGCUUGGAUCCUUGAAAGAGCUCCACUCUGAAGCAGCAGACUCGGUACAGCGAAUCAAGGCUCUGAGAAAGGAACUGGAAGCUUUAGAUGAGAGAGUGGCUGCAAACGGUCUGAUGAUGGUUCAAAAACAGCGACGGCAGGAAAACCUCCGACAGCUUAGCGAUGCCAUUUGGCAACUGAGAUUGAUUACUGAGGGCGUGGCCAACUGUGAGACUCUCGUUGAUGCUGGCGAAGUGGAAAAGGCACUAGUUAGCAUUGACUCGCUGGAAAUGUUAAUUGCGGGCGAACGUGAAGAGCCUGGUGAGCAGGCUGAGAUGCCCCGAUUAAGAGAUUUACGGUCUGCUUCGGUUCUACAGGGAGUUAAUUCGGAUCUCAAUCAACUCCGGCUUCGCAUCGGCAAGGCAUACGAAUCUCAGUUCUUAUUCAUGCUUUCAUCCGACGUUCGUCAGCAUAUUAAAUCUCUCACAACGGCCGAUGUCCUUCUUCGAUGGAGCAACGCAGCACCAAAAAGGGGCAACUACCCUAGGUCACCAUCUAUCUUUCCUACGUAUCUGGCUGGUACGGACGAAUUGAAAGCGCAGCUAUUGCCAGUUAUGACUGGUUUGCAUCGCGCUAAGCAUGUUGCAGUUGCUGCAACCGCUUAUCGCGAAGAGAUUCUCCGUGAAAUCAGGAACUUGAUCCGCCGACCGCUACCAAGUUCCAAUGACGAUGAUAACAUGUCCAUGAUGUCAAUUUCUACUGCAAGUGGAGGCAAACACUUGUCGAGUCAGGAGAAAUCUGCAAAUUUGGCCCGCAACCUACGGGCAUUAGACCCAGAAGAUGCAGAGGCACUCCUCACAACAAUAUAUACUGGUGUGACAGAGACAUUGAGGCGUGUGUCGACCCAAGUAAAGGUUUUACUGGAUAUAGCCAGUUCGCUUUCAGAUCAGCCCAAUGGCGAUGGGCUCAAAUCGCCUCCGAAUCGGUCUCCCUUGCCCAGCCCUCGAUAUGACCGGCAAACUAGCAACCCGCAGCCGUCCGCGUUUGCAAUUCAGGAAGAACUUCACAAGGCUAUCGAUUUGGGAAACCUGCUAGCCCAGGCUGUCGAUCUGGCAAACGAUAAGAUUGUUAAGAUACUCAAAGUUCGCUCAGAGCAGGCUAUCCAUCUCCCACUGGACUUGUUCCUGCGAUAUUUCAACCUCAACCUGUUCUUUACCUACGAAUGCGAAGCGAUAUCUGGAAGAAGCUGCUCCACCUUGAAGACUGUGGUUAACAGCCAUAUCAAAGACUUUGUGCAAAAAUAUCGUGACGCCGAAAUGCAGAAGCUUGCCCAGGGGAUGGAAUCGGACCAAUGGAGUGCCAAGGACUUUACAGACGAGAACACUCUACUCUUGAAUCAAAUUCUUGAGUGCAGUACCCAAGACAUUGAAGCAUGGACUGAGAACAGUAGGAUAUGGAUUCCUUAUGAGAGUCCAAAGAAGCUGAGCUCGGAUGUUGGCUCAUCAGAAGCAAAUGGUGCUUCCAAGGAUAGGGUUCGAAAUGCAGUCAUUGAGUCGGAGAAAUUCGUGCUUCCAAAUUCUGCUCUGCUAUGCCUUGAUGGUGUGGGAGAUUUCUUGCAGCUGAUUGCUGGAAUCCCAUCUAUGACGACGGAUAUUGCGACAUCCUUGGUGGCAUACCUACAACUCUUCAAUUCCCGAUGUUUUCAACUCAUUUUAGGAGCCGGUGCUACUCGAUCUGCUGGCCUGAAGAACAUCACGACAAGACAUUUAGCACUUGCAUCUCAGGCUUUAGCGUUCAUGGCUACCUUGAUCCCCCACGUGAGAGAGUAUGUUCGCCGUCAGGCAGGCUCCGGUGCCAAUGCCUCCAACCUCAUGGGAGAGUUUGAUAAAAUUCGACGAUUAUUUCAAGAGCACCAAGACAACAUCCAUCAGAAAUUGAUCGAAAUUAUGAGUGGCCGUGCUGUCAAUCAUGCAAAGAGCAUUCGAGGCAUCAAUUGGGAUUCUGACACUUCCGAGGGACCGCACUCGUACAUUGAGAUGCUUGUCAAAGAGACAACAACGCUACACCGUGUCUUGACAAAGCAUCUUCCCGAGACGUCUAUUCAAGCCAUCAUGGUGCCUGUUUUUGCGAGCUACAAGACCCAGCUAGGAGAUGCCAUGCGGCAAGCAACCGUAACAACGCAGGCUGGUCAAGAGCGGUUACAAAAGGUCGACGGGUUUGGGGAUGCUGGUGACUUCCUCACCAAUAUUGUCAAUUCAAAGAAGGUUGCGGCAGAUUCACCCACUGCGACAGCAACUGCAACUACAACCGCAGCUACGACUACAACAAACGGAACAGGCGAUUCUAACACAGAGGACAAGGCUGAAUCGGAAACCAAGACAUCUUCAGAGGAGGCCCCACAAGAGUGA